This is a messenger RNA of Linderina pennispora, 2207 nucleotides long. RefSeq names its product cytochrome P450. NCBI's taxonomy places the organism in Eukaryota, Fungi, Kickxellomycota, Kickxellomycetes, Kickxellales, Kickxellaceae. Gene Ontology annotation, molecular function: heme binding; oxidoreductase activity, acting on paired donors, with incorporation or reduction of molecular oxygen; monooxygenase activity. Bases 298 to 1890 code for a protein of 530 amino acids. The record is from RefSeq and is a predicted model, not a curated record. The transcript has a single exon.
GCAAGGCCGAAACUCUAAUUUCCCACAAAAUGCGGCAGUGCUCGUGGGAACGGUGUGCGAAACAGCGGGUCUUGCACUCACAAGAAGCUGUAUCCAGUAGUCCCGUCUCUGGUUAUUUGCAAGAAGAUUUAGCUACUUCACGCAUGCAACUGGCCAGCAAUAUGUUUUUAAACCCUUGUGCAAUUCCAGCAUUUCACUCCAAACUGAGUACUACAUUUAUUCCAGCUUUAUAAAUACUCUUGACAGUAUAGCCUCGUUGUCAAAUUGCCCGGCUAUCAUACAAAUACACCAACUAAAAUGUUCAUCAUUUUCAACCUACUUACUGGCAUUUUCAGGUCUAGCGCACUUGUUCAGGUGUUUGUAGCCAUCAAGCCAAUUGGGUAUGCAAAUAUUGCUUUUGGAGCAGCUGCUGUCUAUAUCCUGUCGCAAGUAAUCUACGCGUUGUUCUUUUCUCCGCUACGAAAUAUCCCCGGACCGUUCCUGGCCCGGCUAACUGACUUGCGCUCCAAGGUCUUCACAUUUAUUGGCAAAGCCGCCCAUGAUGCAGAGGGUGGGUACGAAAAGUACGGCAAUAUCUACGUAAACGGACCUAAUUCUGUAAGCGUGUCCAGCCCAGGCGAUUGCCGUACCAUCCUGAGCUCACACUCCUUCCCAAAGUCCGAAUUCUACAAGAGCAUCGAAUUCCUCGGGGUUCCAAACAUAUCCUCCACGCGCGACCCGCUGUUUAACCAGAUGCGCCGGCGGCAAAUCGGGCCAUCGUUCACCCCUGGAUACUUGUCCAAGAUGGAGAGCAAAAUUGUCCAGCACGGGAUCUUAUCUCUCAAGACCAGAUGGGACGCUGAGAUUACUAAAGCCGAGCAGCAGCAAACCGACGCUAUAAUCAACAUCUGCAACGAUCCACUAUAUGCGACAUUUGAUAUUGUUGGCGCACUUGCAUUUGGCCGCGAGUUUAAUACGCUGAAAAACUACGAUCCAACUAUCUCGCAGUGGAUUGCAGACACAGCAAAAUUCUCUGGACUUGCGAUGGACAUACCAGGUCUCUUCCAUUUCCCAUUCAGCCUUCUUGUCCGUAGGCUGAGGUUCCAGUUCGUUCAGUUAAUUCGGUUUAGCCGGGACUCUAUCCAGCAUCGCGUGGACCUACUCGCCCAGGGCGCCGAGAAGCCCAAUGACUUGCUGACGGCCUUUCUGGAUGCUGUUGAUCCUGUAUCCAAAGCACGUAUGAGCCGUAAGGAGGUUCUGGCCGAAAUGGUCGUUACCCUUUUUGCUGGUUCUGAUUCAUCGGCUCAUACGCUCAUGUGGGCCAUUCAUCUCCUCAUGCUGUACCCUGAGUGCUACAAGCGCGCUGUUGACGAGGUGCGCUCUGCAUUCGCCAAGGACCAUUUAAUCAGAUAUAAUGAAGGUCGCCAGAGUCUGCCGUACUUGGAGGCCGUGCUCUACGAAAGCAUGCGUGUCCGACCCGUAGUCAGUGCGCAGGUACCGCGGGUUGUGCCCAAGGGCGGCAUUACCCUGCAGGGGCAUUUCAUUCCAGAAGGCAGUAUCGUCAGUGCGAAUUUCGCAGGCGUCAACCACCACAAGGGCACCUGGAAAGACCCCCACCGUUUCAUGCCCGAGCGCUUUCUGGACAACGACGAAGCCAAGCGGAAUGUUUUUGCUUUCGGCACCGGCGUGCGUAUCUGUCCUGGCCGUCAUCUAGCUUGGAUAGAGUUGGUCACUAUCCUUGCCAACGCGCUCAAAGAUUACGACUUUAAGCUGCCCGACGAUGCUGCGUUUGGCCCGGAUAUUUGCGACAAGCACGGCGUGCCCAAGCUCAUGGACAUGAAGUAUUUCUUUUUUGCCAAGCCUCUGAAUCCAAACCACGAUCCGCGUGUUGUUAUUUCAAAAGCCAAAUAGGCUAUCGAUAUCAAUUGCAUGCCAUUUUCACAUAUAGCUUGCUGCCGCUGGGCCACACCGGCGAUAACGGCGUUGAACACGAUUCUGUGAGUAGCUGUGGCAGAGCGACAUAUAGCCAUCGGUGAUCUGAUCUAUGCUAAUGCCGGGUAGUUGCACGUGACAGAGUAGUCACACCUGGGCCGCUUGUGCUGACUCCGUCAUUUGUAGGGCUUAGCGCCAGGAUUUGUGCCUUUUCCCCUCACUUUUGCAAGCACAGUUUUCCAUUUUCAACGCUAAUUCCAGCAGCAAGAUGCCUGCAUCCUUGUUAUUGCCAGACG